Messenger RNA from Pyrenophora tritici-repentis Pt-1C-BFP, 1233 nucleotides. The record is from RefSeq and is a predicted model, not a curated record. NCBI's taxonomy places the organism in Eukaryota, Fungi, Ascomycota, Dothideomycetes, Pleosporales, Pleosporaceae.
CGACCAGGAUCAACAUUUGAGCAGCAGAACAACGACAAAAUGUUGAAGCAGGCCAAACCCAAGAAUGCCCGCGCAAAGCGCGCAAUGGCAAAGCGCGAGCCGCAACAACACGAGAACCCCAAGACGACGCUCUUCGUCCCGGGCCAGCGCACCUCUCAAAUCCUCAAACUCGCCGUCGCCGACCUCGUCAUUCUCAAGAACCCCUUCGUCGAGCGCUUCACCAAGAAAAACGACAUCCACCCCUUCGAUGACGCCUCCUCGCUCGAGUUCUUCGCCCAAAAGAACGAUACUUCCCUCCUCGUGCUAUCGCUGCACUCCAAGAAGCGCCCGCACUGCCUCACGCUCGCCCGAACAUUCUCCUACAAGCUCCUCGACAUGCUCGAGCUCUACAUCAACCCCGACACCUUCCGCACGCUACAGCAAUUCAAGAACAAGAAGCCGUCGAUUGGACUGAAGCCGCUCCUCAGCUUCCACGGCACCGUCUUCGAAGACCCCACGCAGACAAAGUACACGCUUGCCAAAUCUCUCUUCAUCGACAUGUUCAAGGGCCAAGACGCCACGGAAAUCGACGUCGAAGGCUUGCAAUACCUAAUCUCCUUCUCCGCAGAGGAACCCACAGACGCGCUGCCAAAACCCGAGAUCAAACUGCGCUGCUACCUCCUCCGCACCAAGCGCUCGGGUCAGAGACUGCCGCGCAUUGAAGUCGAGGAGAUGGGGCCGCGCAUGGAUUUCACACUUGGUCGCGAAAUGUUCCCAGACCCUGAUAUGAUGAAGCAGGCGCUGAAGAAGCCAAAGGGCGCGGAACCUAGGACCAAGAAGAAUAUCGAUAUGGAUGCCAUGGGUGAUCGUACCGGUAAGGUGCAUGUGGGUAAGCAGGACUUUGGCAACUUGCAGACGAGGAAGAUGAAGGGACUGAAGCGUUCGAGGGGCGAGAAGGAAGAUGAGGAGGUGGGUGUGGAGGAUACGGCGAGUGAGGCUGACGAUGAGGAGAAGACACCUAAGAAGUUGAGGGUCUGAUCUUCCCAUCUUGCGCUGGGCAAAUGCGAUGGAUGGAGAAAAGAAAGAGCUCGAGAUGUAUAUCUUGCAUGGGGCGGCGUUACAACGGUAUCUACGGCGUUUUCCAUGUUUACAUAUGUUUGCAACGAACGAGAGAAGACUAUACCAAUCCGUCUCAUAUCUAGCGCGCUUUAGGCAUCUACGAAAAGAAAAAAGUCGAUUAACAUUUCUUUAUUG